GGGCCUCACUCAGAUACCGUCAGCUUCGUUCCCGUCUGGCAAUCAACUCCAGGCUGUACCCAGCUGUCUUCCACCCCUACCCUAUCCCCCUCUUCCCCGUCUACCCCUGGGUUUUUUGGCAACUAAUCCCAAAAAUUUUUCCCAUUAAUCCCCUCCCUGUCCAAGCUCUCUUACUAUAGAAAUAGAGAGAAAUUGUGUCAAAUAAAGGAAAAAGAAAAUUCAGAGAGUGGAAGGGAUAACAACAAACUCAGGAGUGAAAGAAAAAGAAGACGAUGAAUAGAGUGUUUGGCGUACCACCAUUUCCAGUUUACCGAAACGCAUUCCUUUCACGUUUUCCCAUGUAACCUCCAUUCACAUCUCACAUUUUUUUAGCUUAAACCCUUCACUUUCUUCAUUGCUAUAGACAAAGAGUGUAGGUUUUUCUCGAGAAGGAAGGGGCAAGUGAAACUGAAAAUGGACCCUUGCCCUUUCGUACGAAUUACCGUAGGUAAUCUAGCGUUGAAAAUUCCGGUUGCGUCCAAACCGGCGCGUUCAGUUGUUCACCCUUCUUCGUCGCCGUGUUUUUGUAAGAUUAAGCUCAAGAACUUCCCUUUGCAAACCGCCGUCGUUCCCUACAUUCCGCCUGAGAAUCAGUUCCCUGACAACCAGCUCCAAACCCUAGCCGCCACUUUCCACCUCAGCAAAGCUGAUAUCGACAAACUCGCCGCGAAAUCGAUCUUUUCCGCCAAGCUUUGCCUCAAGAUCGCUAUCUACACUGGCAGGAGGGGCACCACUUGCGGGGUUAACUCGGGGCGUCUGUUAGGGAAAGUGUCUGUACCGUUGGAUCUGGCGGGAACUGAAUCUAGGGCUUGCGUUUUCCACAGUGGCUGGAUUUCGGUUGGAAAAGAAGCUAAUAAAGGUUCCUCUGCUCGGUUUCACUUGAAUGUUAAAGCGGAACCCGACCCGAGAUUCGUUUUCCAGUUCGACGGCGAACCCGAAUGUAGUCCUCAAGUGUUUCAGAUCAGAGGAAAUAUCAGGCAACCCGUUUUCACUUGCAAGUUCAGUUUUAGAAGUACCGGUGACCGGAAUCAAAGAUCCAGGUCGUUACAGUCAGAGCCAAGUAGCUCUCGGGGUUGGUUAAGCUCAUUCGGAAGUGAAAGGGAAAGGCCAGGAAAAGAACGGAAAGGAUGGUCAAUAACGGUCCACGACUUAUCCGGCUCACCUGUAGCCGCCGCUUCAAUGGUUACUCCUUUCGUGGCCUCACCAGGUUCGGACCGAGUGAGCCGUUCUAAUCCCGGCUCAUGGCUGAUUCUCCGUCCAGGGGAUGGCACCUGGAAACCCUGGGGCCGUCUCGAGGCUUGGCGCGAACGUGGCUCUUCUGAUGGACUUGGUUACCGUUUUGAACUCAUUCCUGAUAUGAGCGCCGCGGCUAUUGUUUUAGCCGAAUCGACUUUGAGUUCAGGUAAGGGAGGGAAGUUUGUAAUUGAUCUAGGAGGCGGCGGCGGCGGCACAAACGGGCGGGCGACGCCGGGGAGUGCGGCGUCGCCGGCAUGUAGUCCGAGAACUAGCGGGGAUUUCGGGUACGGAUUGUGGCCGUUUUGCGUGUAUAGAGGGUUUGUAAUGUCGGCUCGCGUGGAAGGGGAAGGCAAGUGUAGCAAGCCUUGCGUGGAGGUUAGUGUACAGCACGUGAACUGUACGGAGGAUGCAGCUGCUUUCGUGGCUUUAGCCGCUGCCGUUGAUCUGAGUAUUGAUGCUUGCCGGCUUUUCUCGCAACGGUUAAGAAAAGAGCUUUGCAAUCACCAGGAUUUACUUGGCUGAUUCGGAUUAUCCCCCUCCUCGUUUUUUGUCGUCUUUCGUGGAUUUUCUUUUUGCCUUAUUUUCCUGAGUGGAUGGGUUUUAGGUUCCAUCGUGGAAAGCGAGAGGUUUUCAUUUUACCGCUACGUUUUUUACCACUAACAAACAAAUCUUUAAAUCUCUGUACAGUGAUGAGAAGGGGAGAUCAUCAGAUUAGACAGGCACGCUUCGUUUUACCCGUGUGGCUUGUGUUAAUUUCUUUUUUGCUUCUUUUAUGAGAAAAAAAAGAAGAAGGGUUGUUUCCUUUAUUUUUUUAAUGAGAUAUUGUUGUCAAGCUGACUUCGUCAUAGUCUUUUUAAUAGUACUAUUACUAUUUCCUAUUUGAAUUAGAAUGUACGGAUUGAUGAGCUGUAAUGCUAUGGUUUGUCAAUUUUUAGUUUGCAA
This is a messenger RNA of Theobroma umbraticum, 2217 nucleotides long. Its product is annotated as formin-like protein (DUF1005). The record is from RefSeq and is a predicted model, not a curated record. NCBI's taxonomy places the organism in Eukaryota, Viridiplantae, Streptophyta, Magnoliopsida, Malvales, Malvaceae.